GAUGGAGGCAGACGGGAAGAUGUACGUGAAGUACCAGGUGAUCGGCAAAAGCCACGUGGCCGUCCCCACUCACUUCUUCAAAGUGCUGAUCCUGGAGAAGCCCGGCGGAGAGAUUGAGCUGCGCUCCUACGUCAUGCCCAACUGCCCCGUGGACGAGAAGCUCCCGCUGGAGCGCUUCCUGGUGCCCAUCGAGAGCAUCGAGCGGGCGUCGGGGCUGCUCUUUGUCCCCAACAUCCUGAAGAGGACGAGCAACCUGAAA
Molecule: messenger RNA, 259 nt
Organism: Gekko japonicus
Lineage: Eukaryota; Metazoa; Chordata; Lepidosauria; Squamata; Gekkonidae
Product: endonuclease G, mitochondrial-like
Exons: 1
Biological process (GO): apoptotic DNA fragmentation
Cellular component (GO): mitochondrial inner membrane; nucleus
Molecular function (GO): single-stranded DNA endonuclease activity; nucleic acid binding; metal ion binding
Source: RefSeq, a predicted model, not a curated record